AUGGUGUCCUCAGCAUUCGAUGCUCCUUUCGACGAAGCUCUCGAUCAUAGCUAUGGGCAAGGCUCGAGUUUGUUCGAUUCCGUAGAUCGGAGGCAGCUGGUACCUCGAACAGGUGGUAAUACUCACGUGCAGGACGAAGCUGCGCCUCUCUUGCCGACGUCACAGUCGGUGCGUCGCAGAAAGGAGAACAUCUUCACCAAGUUGAAAAAUGAGUUUGCCAAAAAUCGUAUCAGUGUCUUGGAGUGGGUAGAAACAAAGAACGGGCAGCAGACUAUGAGUGCGGCCGACAUUACUCUGCAGAAACUUGACAAAACCAUGCAGAAGCUACAGCAUACGAGCACGAAUGUGCACAUCGACACUUCGCACUUCGCAAACAAUACGGCCGAAUUCAUGGGACAGCCAGCAAUGACACUGUAUCUGAACGGGCAAUUCCAUGCCUACUGUGUCGGCUGUCGGCUGGAGGGAGACUUCACCAUCGACGGUGGUAUCGUCUUUUCUGUUGCGAGCGGCAUCACGUCCUCGUCGCUAAGCGUUCGGAGCUCCAACCUGAAAGUCAUCGCUCAGCUAGGUUUGGAACUUCUCGGACCUUAUCAGAAGCAAUGGUCAGCGCCCAUAUUCGCGAGACAACUAUCUGGUGAGCUUAUGUUACCAUACGUCAGCUUGGGUCCAAUCGCAGGGUAUGGCAUCUACUACGAAGCUACCAUGUCAGUGACCAUUGAUGUGUCCCAAACCUCGAAAGCACAACUCCUCGUUGGGGCUGAACUCGAGUGGCCUGAGCUUGAGAUCUCUGGGAACUCAUCAAACGAGAGGAGUGUCGAAGCGUCCGGUCUCGAGCCACACGUCAAAGAGGUCAAGAAGUUCGAAAGUAACCUUAACCUCAAUAUUACAGCGCUUGUGGAGCACAAAAUUGGCAUACAAGCCGAAGUCAAGCUGGGCAAGCCCGCCGGCGCAGAUGUAAGUGUGUAUAUUGGGCCUGGUUUCCAAGUAGGAACCGAGUAUGAUACUCAAUCUCGAGAUCGUCGGAAUGGCUUUGAGCUGAGCAGGCACAUGCUCGCCAGAGGAGGGUUUGUUGCCGAGCUUGACGCUGUCGUUACAAAGAAGCAGGCCGUAGGUCAUAGAGACUGGAGUGGCCGGGUCAAGACUACCUGCCUUGGUACAAAACAGUCCAGCAGUGUCGAGAACAAAGACUCAGACUCAUCAGGCGGGAAUCAGGAAUCAGGAUGGUCUUGCCCGGGGUCAUGCACGUACCGCACCGAGACAUGA
Molecule: messenger RNA, 1263 nt
Organism: Recurvomyces mirabilis
Lineage: Eukaryota; Fungi; Ascomycota; Dothideomycetes; Mycosphaerellales; Teratosphaeriaceae
Exons: 2
Coding region: 1-1263 (420 amino acids)
Source: RefSeq, a predicted model, not a curated record